This is a messenger RNA of Cercospora beticola, 2054 nucleotides long. The record is from RefSeq and is a predicted model, not a curated record. Lineage: Eukaryota; Fungi; Ascomycota; Dothideomycetes; Mycosphaerellales; Mycosphaerellaceae.
CUCUGUACUCCAUUCGCGUACAUCAUCCUAAACGCGAUCCGGCUAUCACACACAAGACAGUUCGACUCGCGUCAUCACCCUGAUACGUGGUGCACUAUACCUGAUCAGCUUUUGUAUCUUCGGUCGGCGAUGCUGAGAGCUGCAUGCCCUGCAGCUCGCUGGAUUGUGCCGCCGGCGCAUCACGGUCAACAAUGGAACCAAGCGAAGAUGAUCUCGUACCGGGCUCGUAGCGAUCCCUGUGCUGCUACGUGAUUACAAUGGUAUCUGUUACCUCCACGGGUCCUGCUUGCAUUCUGCACAUUUGUAUGCAUCCUAUCAGCGAUUAUUCACAGGAAGACUUUCUAAGGAUCCGAUUCUAUGAUGGCCGAGUUCAAAGUAUUCCCGAGCGAGCCUGUCGAAAAACAUACCAUCAAGCUCUCUAUUUGCGAUGCUUACAGUCCAAAAGUUUGGGUUACGCAAACUCACUUCUGGCCAUUACCGGACUCGAGUCGAGCUCAGCGCGGCUACGACAUCCUGAAAGAGGGUCUUGCCAGGACACUAGCCGAGAUCCCUGCCCUCUCUGGCACCAUUGGCCGAACCUCCGAUGAUCCUAGAGACCUGGUAGUUGUUGUGGACGACGAUGCUCAUGUUGAGUUUGCCUGGGAGAAUCUCGUUGGCAAGGCUGAGAUCCCAAGCUAUGCUCAGCUGAAGGAGGACGGCUUCCCAUUGACGGGCUUAGUCGCACUAUGCUCGCAACCCGUUGCUCUGACCCCAGUGCACGAGGGAGCGCGCAUGCUGACAGCCAAACUAAACUAUCUCGAUGGCGGCAUGGCGUUGUCCUUUGGCUUUAAUCACCUCUUGGCAGACGCUGCUACAGUAGCAGAGGUCGAAAGAAUCUGGUCCCUGCACUGUGCCGAUGUGAGCAAUGGUACACAGCAGAAACACAAACUCCAGCUGCCCGAGAGCACGAUCAGAGAACGUCUGUCGAAGGCAAGCUCUGAAGCUGGCCCCUUCGACGAUGAGCAUUGGAGAGUCUUCCCCACUACACGUUCUCAAUUGAAUCUUCCUCGAGAAAGUGUUAGCAAAGAAGCGGCACUUACUGUCUUGGAGGAAACCAAGAAGGCCCACCUAGCAUCGAUCAAGAGUGAGCUUGAAGAGACGAAAUGGUGCAUGUGGAAAUUCUCCGCUGAAGCCCUGGGCAAGCUCAAGAACGAUGCGUCGUUGCCGAGUGGUGAGCAGUGGAUCUCGACCAUGGAUGCCCUUAUUGGAUUGUUUUGGUCGCGACUGAGUUUCGCGAGACAGAAGAGUACCGAAGGCCACCAGGAAUCUCUCAUGUUGUUUCCAAUUAACAUCAGACAACGUCUCGAGCCUCGAAUUGAGACUGGCUACAUCGGCAACGCCGUAGACAUCGUAGUCUCGAAAUGCUCUCUCUCCGAACUGGAGUCUGAUCGUGGCCUGGUUACCGCAGCCCAACACGUUCGUAAGGCUGUAUCCGGAUGGAAGGAGUCAAAGUGGGCAGCGUGGCUGAACAUGGCUGCAAAUCUUCCCGAAGACGAAGCUAUCUGUCCUAAUCCACUUUCUCUGCUCGAUACGCACAAUAUGGGCUUUAACGACUACUCGAAGUCUCAAUCUAAUGUACUGAGCUGGGGCUCGGAACUAGGCGUCGUUGAUCGCACGCGAUACAUGAGAUCUCAGAGCUUAGCCAAUUGUGCUACCGCAGUAAUAGUUCAUCCGAGAUUGGCCGAUGGCGGGCUCGAGGUCGCGAUGACGAGCACGGAGCACAUCAAAGCUGCGCUCGAGAAGGACAAGAUUUUCGCUCAGUACGCAAGCUUUGUGACUACUUUCACCUGAAGCUUUAAUGGCUCGCAUGAGACGAUGUCUCGCAGAGACCGUUCUCAGUGCUCACCGCUGAAAUGCAUAGAUCUUGCAUGGCCACAACUAGCGUGCGCAAGGCCCACUUCUCGAAGUCAAAGCGAGCGACACUCGACCAGCGAAGCCAUGAUGCCAAUUGUUCACGGGAGUCUGAAGCUGAUAAAGAAAUCGUUACAUAGGGUAUAUAACAUGACUGAAGCAAG